AUGGUCUCUUUCAAGCAACUUUCUCUUACCACCGCUGUCGCCCUCAGCAUUGCUGAGACUGCAGUCGCCCUUCCCAUUCGCAGCAACGGCAACGAUGCUGAUCUUGCCGCACGCGACUCUGAAUCUCUUGCAAAGCGAGCGUUCCACAAGAACCUGCUCAACAACUCAUUCAAGGCUCUCAACCUUGGCAACGCCAUCGCCGGCAUUGUCAUGUCUGAACGUGACAAUGAGGAGCGUGCAGUUGAGGAGGACGUCGAAGAGCGCGACUUUGAGGAAGACCUCGAGGAGCGUGACUUCGAGGAGGAAAUAGAGGAGCGUGACUUCGAGGAAGAGCUCGAGGCCCGUGAUUACGAGGAAUACCUUGAUGAGCGCGAUUACGAGGAAGACCUCGAGGAGCGCGACUACGAUGAUUACCUUGCGGAGCGUGAUUUCGAGGAUUAUCUCGAGGAACGUGCUCUGGAGGAGCGCGCCAAGGGUCGAUUUAGCCCCAACAUCGGCGAGAACAUUGGUAAUGGAUUGGAUGCCGCUUAUACCAUCGCGACUACGUACGGCACCAUCAAGAACGUGGUCAAGUCCGCCAUGGGUGGAGGCGAGGGUAAGCGCGAUGUGGAGGAGCUCGACAGGCGUGCCUUUGAGGACCUUGUCAGGGAGCUGUACUAUUAA
Clonostachys rhizophaga is the source of this 663-nucleotide messenger RNA. The record is from the annotation of a GenBank genome assembly. NCBI's taxonomy places the organism in Eukaryota, Fungi, Ascomycota, Sordariomycetes, Hypocreales, Bionectriaceae.